GCUUGGCAACAAGUCCCUUUCCCAAGCCAUUCUCCAAGAAAGAUGGGGCGGGAGCUUCUGUAACAUUGUCUCCAAGCUCGAUGUAGUACCGAAACUGUUCUUCACUCCACUUACCUCCUUGACUCUUCAACUGCACUUGUUGCUUCAGUUUUGGCAAGUCGCUAUGGCUUCACCCAGUCCAGAACAGUUAGUUGGAGAACUACAAAAACAAAAUUUCGAUGAAUUCUUCAGCAACGUCAAAAAAUGUGUUAAAGAUGCUGCACAAUCAGAAGAAGGGGCGGGGAACAAUUUGUUUUGGCCAUUGGGAAGCUACCUAUUCUAUUCAGAAGAGGGGGCAAUCUGUCUGGAUAACGCAACUUCUGUUGUUAAGAUGAUGCAUUUGAUGCUCGAGACAGUCUCUCCAACUUCCACUUUUGAGGAUCAUCUGAGGUAUGGUUAUUAUACAAGACCACUUUCUUUGCAGUUCCUGAAAAGAAUAAACAUCAAUGACCUCUCCGAGUCAAGUUACGAAGCUGCUGUCUUCUUGGCAUUACAAUCCUUAGGAAUAGAUCCACAGGAUGACAAUAUUUCAAAACCAGCUAAAGAUUGCCUGCAGAUGGCUCGGCACAUGGGACGUGCGCCGAACCUGAACAAUGCUUAUCUAGCUAUCAAACUAUCUGAGAUAACGCCCUGCAGGGCACAACUUGAGUGGUACAAGGCACACUGCGAUGAGUCCGUGGAUCAACGUGGGUAUUAUGACACAUUCAGGGAAUUUGCAGCAUCCAGGAGGGAGUCCACAAUCGACAUGAACCUGUUCAGACUCGGCGCAUUCUGGGAUAGGGUCAUAGGCAUGGCAGCACGGAAUGAACUCUCGCACGAUUUCCACCGCAGGUCCAAGUGGAUCCAUGCGCCCCAUUCCUACAUGCUCCUCGCCGAGCCAUUGGAAAUCGCACGCUAUUACCGUCAUGGCAUGCACACAAAGAAGGGACAUUACAUCAAGCACGGAAGGAAUAGGAGGUUCCAGAUUUUGGAAAGAUGGUGGAAUCAGAAGGUGGCUGUUGCAGCGCAAGAACCACAACAAAAUAACAACAAAAGGAGUAGGAGCAGGUACGCAAGCUUUACUCAAGAUUCUUUGUUUUGGGCGAGGGUGGAGGAAGCUAAAGACUGGCUCAAGGAUGUGGAAGAGGAACAGGACCUGAAUAAGUUGAAACCGCUUCUGGAGAACAUGAACGGUUUCGAGACGUAUGCAGAGGAGCUAAUUAAGAACAAGGAGGUCUCCAAAGAUGUUGUGCUUAAGAACUCAAGUUACACAUUAUGGGUUGAGAAAUGGAAAGAUUUGAAGUCGAAGCUCUCGCAGCGACCUUCUACUCCUGUUCUGAAUGAAAUGGAUUGUGAUGACAAAGAGAUCAGAUAG
Molecule: messenger RNA, 1393 nt
Organism: Eucalyptus grandis
Lineage: Eukaryota; Viridiplantae; Streptophyta; Magnoliopsida; Myrtales; Myrtaceae
Product: lipase-like PAD4
Exons: 2
Coding region: 164-1393 (409 amino acids)
Source: RefSeq, a predicted model, not a curated record